Messenger RNA from Centruroides sculpturatus (bark scorpion), 1115 nucleotides. RefSeq names its product isopentenyl-diphosphate Delta-isomerase 1-like (gene Idi). Gene Ontology annotation, biological process: isopentenyl diphosphate biosynthetic process; isoprenoid biosynthetic process. The coding region runs from base 214 to 1008 and encodes 264 amino acids. NCBI's taxonomy places the organism in Eukaryota, Metazoa, Arthropoda, Arachnida, Scorpiones, Buthidae. Gene Ontology annotation, molecular function: isopentenyl-diphosphate delta-isomerase activity. The transcript has a single exon. The record is from RefSeq and is a predicted model, not a curated record. Gene Ontology annotation, cellular component: cytoplasm.
UUCCAAUUAUAUAUUGACGUCGAGCAUUCUGCGUGUGUGUGUGUGUGUGUCAAGUAUCAGUCGCCCGGCUUAUGAAUAGUUUGUGUUUCUGCUUUCGUUUUCUGUUAAAGGAAUCCGAUUGUUUGCUUUCUAAAAUUCGUAGUUGUUAUAUUAAACUAUUUCACGUACGAGGCAUUUGCAGAAAUCGAUGUGAAGUAAAUAGUCGAGUUCACUAUGCUAACGUCACAAUUUCGCUUCCGUUUCCUGAAUGAGAAGCUGCUCCAGUUUUUCGCCCGAAAUAUACAAAAUGUUGCGUAUUAUAACGGAGAGAACGCCGUCAGUAACAAAAUGGGCGAAUAUUUGGAUCCCGUUCAAAAGAAACUACUGGAUGAAGUAUGCAUAGUGGUCGAUAAAAACGAUCAGUCUCUAUGUGGCAAAAGCAAAAAAGAUUGCCAUCUGAUGGAGAACAUUAAGAGAGGAUUGAUUCACAGAGCCUUCAGUGUUUUCCUUUUUAACAGCAAGAAUGAAUUGUUGUUACAGCAGAGAUCGAGUAAGAAGAUCACCUUCCCCGAAUAUUACACCAAUACUUGCUGCAGUCAUCCCCUCUUCUUAGAUUCCGAAAUGGAGAAGAAAAAUGCUCUGGGAGUCAAGAGAGCCGCCGUGCGGAGAUUGGAAUUCGAACUGGGUAUUCCGAGCAAUUCCGUCAAUUUGGAUGACUUCCACUACAUGACAAGAAUAUUGUAUUCCGCUUCCUCGGAUAGCAUAUGGGGAGAGAAUGAGAUAGAUUAUAUUCUAAUUUUGCAAAAAGAUGUCAAAAUUGAAAGGAAUCCUAAUGAAGUGGCAGAUGUUCGUUAUGUGAGUCGUGGAGACAUGCCGGAUUUUCUUAGUUAUUUGCGUACGAAAGGCUGCCGAAUUACUCCUUGGUUCGAUAUGAUUGUAAAUAAUUUUCUGUACGGCUGGUGGGAUAAUUUACAUCAGUUGGAAACCUUGAAGGAUCAAGGAUCAAUUCAUGUGUUCAAAAAUUCAUAAUUAGAAUAUAUACAAUAUUUUAAAAUAAUAACUUAUAUUUUAUAUGAGUUUUAUUCAAUUAUAUAAAAAUAUUAACAAAAUUUUAUGCACUGUAAACUUAAAUAUUU